This is a messenger RNA of Brachypodium distachyon (stiff brome), 4151 nucleotides long. Its product is annotated as dipeptidyl aminopeptidase BI. The transcript has 11 exons. NCBI's taxonomy places the organism in Eukaryota, Viridiplantae, Streptophyta, Magnoliopsida, Poales, Poaceae. Gene Ontology annotation, biological process: proteolysis. The record is from RefSeq and is a predicted model, not a curated record. Bases 112 to 2469 code for a protein of 785 amino acids. Gene Ontology annotation, molecular function: serine-type endopeptidase activity.
AAGCCCAUUUCCGAUCCCCAAUCCUUCGCCUCUCCCAAAUCCGGCGAACCAAAACCCCACCUAAAACCUCUGUAGCCUCCACCACCGCCGGCGACUACGACCACCGCGACCAUGCGCCGUCAUCUCGACCUCCUCCCCCGCCUCUUGCUCCGCCGCCACAUCCACCGCCGAUCCAAGCCCGGAACCUCGCCACCCCCGCCCCCUCCCCCCAACGCACCGCGUCCUCCUCAGAAGCCCGAGCCCAUCUCCAUCCACGGCGAGACGUGGCACGACAGCUACGCCUGGAUGGGCUCGCUCUCUGAUGCCGCUGCCAUGCGCCACAUGGAUGUCCACAUGGAGGCCGAGGAGAAGUACGCCGAGGCCUGCCUCGCUGCCGCUGGCGCGGACCGACUCGCUCGUAAACUCCAGCUUGAGAUGGCCUCCCGCCUCGCCUCCGAGGCAUGCACGCCGCCCGCCCGCUGGGGCCCUUGGUUGUACUACCGCCGCACGGAUGAGGGUAAGCAGUAUCCCGUGCUCUGCCGCCGAUCUGCUGCUCUCCAUGAGGAGUUCAUCUCGUAUAGCGAUCCCUCCGCUGGGUUCGACUUCACCGCUGGGAAGCGAAUCGAACAAAAGUUGGUGGAUUACAAUAAGGAGGCCGAGCGAUUCGGAGGAUACUCAUAUGAGGAACUGUCUGAAGUUUCUCCUGAUCAUCGCUUCAUUGCAUACACCAUGUAUGACAAAGAUAAGGACUCCUUCACUUUAAUGGUCAGGGAUCUAGUGACAGGCACACUUUGCGAUAAACCUCGUGCUGAUCGGGUCUCAAAUAUUUCAUGGGCUAUGGAUGGGAAAGCACUGAUUUAUGUUGUUACAAAUGAGGAGAGAAGACCAUAUCGGCUGUUUUGCAGCAUUAUUGGAUCAAACAAGGACGAUAUCCUCAUGUUGGAAGAACCUGAUGAUAAUACCUAUUUGAAUAUCAGACAUACCAAGGAUUUUCGGUUUAUAACGUUAAAUGUCUUUUCAGACACACACUCAAAGGUAUACUUAAUAAGGGCUUCUGAUCCCUUGUCCAGAAUGACACUGGCAUGGGAAGGUGAAUCCCAAGUUCACUGCAUCAUUGAACAUCAUCACGGACACCUGUAUUUAUUUACAGAUGCCGCAAGAGACGGCGUCUGUGUUAAUUCACAUUACCUAAUGCAGUCUGAUGUGCAAUCUCCUGGGCCAAAGAGUUGGACGAAUGUUCUCCUUGAGGAACCAGGUAUUAUUCUUGAAGAUGUUGACUUUUGUAAUACUCAUAUGGUGCUUGUUCUGAGACAAGGCAGAAAACUCAGACUUUGUUCAGUUAAUUUGCCUCUACCGGAAAACAUCCAAGUACCUUCUCAUCUAUCAGAUUUUUGUCCAUUUGACUUGCCUCUUCCCAGUCAUGUCUGUCAGAUUUUAUCUGGCCCAAAUUAUGAUUAUUAUUCCUCAACAAUGCGUUUCACAAUAUCAUCACCUGUGAUGCCAGAUGCAGUUGUUGAUUACAACUUACUGAAUGGAAAGUGGCAAAUAGUGCAACAGCAAAACAUGCUUCAUGAGAGAACAAAGGUAUUGUAUGGGAAUGCUUUUGCAUCUAGUAUGGGCAAGCUAUCUUCAGAUGGAGCUGAUUUGUCAAGUCAAGAUUCAGGAGAUUGUGACUGGAAUGAGCUAUCUGAUUACUAUGCUUGUGAGUACUAUGAUGUUCCAUCAAAGGAUGGAGUUUUGAUUCCACUUACCUUGGUAUAUUCACGAAAGCACAAGCAAGACGGAAAUCCCGGAUUGCUUCAUGGUCAUGGUGCUUAUGGUGAAAUUCUGGAUAGACGUUGGCGUAGUGAGUUAAAGAGCCUACUAGAUCGUGGUUGGGUGGUUGCAUAUGCUGAUGUUAGGGGUGGUGGAGGUUAUGGCAAGGAGUGGCACCAAGAUGGUGCACGUACCAAAAAGAUGAAUUCUAUAUAUGAUUUUGUUUCUUGUGGUGAAUUUCUUCUUGAAAAAGGCAUCGUACAACAAAAUAAGCUUGCUGGAUGGGGAUACAGUGCUGGGGGACUUCUGGUGGCUUCGGCAAUUAAUACUCGUCCAGACUUGUUUCGUGCCGCUGUUUUAAAGGUCCCUUUCUUGGAUGUUUGCAACACUCUUCUCCAUCCUAUUCUACCUCUUACAGCCAUUGAUUACGAAGAGUUCGGGUUUCCUGUAGACCAUCAAGAGUUCAUUGCAAUCAAGAAGUAUUCUCCUUAUGAAAACAUUCAGAGGGAUGUUCCUUACCCAGCUGUGUUUGUGACAUCAUCAUUUAAUACAAGGUUUGGUGUAUGGGAAGCAGCUAAAUGGGUUGCAAAAGUCCGCGAACUUACUAAAUAUGAUCCAGAGCGGCCUGUAAUUCUCAACUUGACAACAGAUGUUGUAGAAGAAAGCAAGUAUCUUGAAACCAAGGAAUUAGCAACAGAGACUGCUUUCCUAAUUAAAAUGGUGAACAACACCUGAACAUGUUAUAUCUUUGGAAUCAAAACUUGUUGCUCAAAUUCAAUGAUGUGGAGCACGCUAUGAUGCCAGUCUACAUGUUCAACCAAAUCUGAACGAUUACUGGAUUAGUCCAUUAAUUGGAGCCUAUAUGAGAUGUCCUACGAAAAUCAUAUGCGCAUAUUCCUACAGUAUAUCAGAUAGCUUUCUACUCAAGCUAUCUUCAAAUGGCCUGGUCUCCUGUCUGUCACCACCGGCCUGGUCUGUUAUGGCACUUCCAAUUGUUGUACUUGUUUCCAUCCAUGUUGAAAUUCAUAUUUGGUAUGGUAUUACCGUUGUGGCAUCUUGAUUUUUGAUUGUAUAACUAAAUCAACACAUCAAGUUUUGCUAUCUUGCCUUUUUCAAUUAUGGAAUUUGACACUGUAUCUCAUGAACUAGAGGUGGAGCAUGCCCUCGUCUACUAAUGGGCACAACAGGUUAAUAUUACCAAGAUGCAACCAUAUUGUCUGCGAAAGAGCUGAUACUACUAAACUGGAUGCUAUGUGGUGCAAGCUCGAAUCUUCAUGGUCUUGGAGCUUGAACCGCUGCUGUAUAGUUUGAUGUGCACUAUGACAGUUAGACCAAAACAUACCUUGUCUUCACAGCAGAAGCUCCAAAUCAUUCUUUUAUCCUUCCACUGAAAUUUUCACAGCUUAUGAAUGCCUAUAGCAAAUGAAGAAUGAACAAAGGAAACUUGGUUGUAUAAUCAAGGAGGCUGGGACAGUUGGAUGAGUAAGUUAGGAACAUCUACAAAUGAAAAGUUGGAAACAUGUCAAGUACUGAGCAUUGGAGAUUCAGUUGGAGAGAGAUUCCAUCCAAUCAAAACUGCGAGUACAACUUAGUCAUCUGGUUUUCAUUGUUAUAAUAUAUUUGCACUAGCACCAGUAAUAAUCUUACUGCUGGAUUCAUCGAGCUUCCAUUGUGUGCAAUCUGGAUGAACUGUGGCUAGUAUUAUGGUCUUCCAUAACACUUUUGGCACAUUGCAAGUUGGAUGACCAUGUCCAUAUGUUCCUAGAGAACCAUCAUAUCAGGAUAAAACAUCUGGAGUUGUGAUGUGAAGGAUAUGUUACCUCUCCUCUCUCUCUCUCUCUGCUAGCAAUCAGUGCUGCAUCUGGAGAUAUAUCUGUAUUUCCCCCACUUCAUUUCAAAUUCGAUAAAUGUGACACGGCUGUAUUGGAAAAUGGUAGGAAGUUGUUCUUCAGUCUUAACAUAUGCCUCCUGUUGUCGAAGCACAUGCAACGACAAAAUGAAGGUGAGGAGAUGGCACGUGGGCCCAUCAUGUUGUUUUACUGUGUUCAUCAUGUUGGUGAUUGUUGGGCAAUAAAUAUAUUUGUCAUGCAGCAAAUCAAGAUGAGCAUCGGUUGUUUGUUAACAUCAAGCCAAUCAAACUUCACAGGUCAUAUAGUUCCUGAAUAUUGUUUAAACUUAUUUGUUGUGUAGGAAGUAGAAUUGCCAUAUUUCUUUUCAUUGUGGUUGAACUGCACUAAACUAUUUAUUUUAGUACUCUUGUUUACUAGCAUAAAUUCCUCUCCUAUAAUUUGCUAAGUAUUCCCGAACAACGUGCGGGAUUUCAGCUAUUCACUCUGUUCCUAAAUGUAAGAAGUUCUAGCUUUGUUAAAGCCAAAUUUCAUAAUUUUUUACCAAGUUUAUAGAAAAGUCUACAGACA